AUGGAAGAAAAUCAGAAGAUGCCGGUCGUGGAGGACGUGCCGAUUUCACCUGCCUCCGAAAAAGAACCAGGCUCCCCGGUAUCACCCUCAGAGAGGUCGCCUGCCAAAUCACUACCGUCAUACCGACCCGGCUCGAAAGGAAACAUGACCGAAUCAUCGACUCCUCUCGGCCAGGUGAACGCCGCUCGACGCGGAGUCGUACCGCCUCCGCGACCACUUGCAUCCUUAGGUGGCCAGUCCGGUGGUCUCAAUCAAGAUAUAAUGGCUAGGAUGAAGGCGUUUUCUCUGUCAAGACAAGGCGCUCCGGCGGGACUCGCACAUACUACGUCUACUGGGGGUAUACCAUCAUCGUCGCCGGGAACAGUUCCCACCAACGGUGUUGGUAGCCCCGUUCACGGUUCUCCUCACGCGGUACCGGUUGGUGCCUUUGCUGGAGGGCUGGCAGGACGGCUACCUCCCACCGCACGUCCGCAGGCUCCGAACUGGUCAUCUUCCCCUGUGGUUCCUUCCACAAGUCCUAGGCCGGGCGGAUUGGCUGCUAAACGACUCAAGCCGGGCCUGAAACUCUCAGACGCUACCGCAUCGUCGCCAAUUACCAGAACAUCGCCGGCAGCAAGCGAGAGCGGUGCUCAGGGAUCUGACGGCGCAACCGAGUCUGCAUUUAGCAAGUACUCUGAGUUCAUCGACACCAAAGCAGGUACUCUCAGUUUCAAGAACAAAGCGGUCAUUCACGGUAAUGGCAUUGAGUUUUCGUCAGGCCAGAGUUUCAGCAUAUCGUUAGAUGAAGUAGAUCGACUAGAUGAACUAGGAAAGGGCAACUACGGUACCGUAUAUAAAGUGCGACACAGUCGGCCGCACCUACGAAAACCAGGCCUUGGUCUGUCUGGUAUCGUGAGCCGAGCGACCGCACCAAACGAUGGGUCAUCCCCCGUCUUACGGCCCAACGACAAUCUCACUGGAGUCGUCAUGGCCAUGAAAGAGAUUCGAUUGGAACUAGACGAGAAAAAAUUGACGCAGAUCAUCAUGGAGCUGGACAUUCUUCAUAGAUGCGUUUCUCCUUUUAUAAUUGACUUUUAUGGCGCCUUCUUCCAAGAAGGUGCGGUCUACAUGUGUGUGGAAUAUAUGGAUGGAGGAUCCGUCGACAGGUUAUACGACGGUGGUGUUCCUGAGGAUGUGCUACGGAAAGUGACUCUUUCCACUAUUAUGGGUUUGAAGAGCCUCAAAGAUGAUCACAACAUCAUCCAUCGUGAUGUCAAGCCGACCAAUAUUCUUGCCAACACAAGAGGGCAAGUCAAGAUUUGCGACUUUGGAGUGAGUGGAAAUCUGGUAGCGAGUAUUGCGAAGACGAACAUUGGAUGCCAAAGUUACAUGGCCCCGGAGCGAAUCGCUGGCGGAGGCAUGCAGCAGGCUGGUGCUACCGGUGGCGGAACAUACAGUGUGCAGAGCGAUAUCUGGAGUUUAGGUUUGUCGGUGAUUGAGUGCGCAAAAGGAAGAUACCCGUAUCCUCCUGAGACAUACAACAACAUCUUCAGUCAACUACAUGAAAUUGUACAUGGCGAGCCACCCACUUUACCUGACGAGUUCUCCGACAACGCAAAAUCAUUUGUCCGCGCUUGUUUAGACAAGAACCCCAGCAAUCGACCGAACUAUGCGCAACUGCUUCGGCACCCUUGGUUAACUUCAUUGAUGGAGCCACCUACCUCUACUCCACCCGCCGACGAUGACCAAAGCGUCUCGUCCGAUCAAUCCGCCGAACCUUCUCCCCAGCCAUCGCCGAAUGAAACCGAAGAUACCGAAGUGGCUGCAUGGGUAUCUGGUGCUCUCGAACGACGUCUACACAAUCUUAUGGGCUCCCCGGAAAAGCCAGCGCUGCAUGCAGUGGCGCUGGAUGCUGUUGGUGGCAGUCCUCUGCUAGAAGAACCAUCAACGAUCUCGCCCGCUGUCUGA
Messenger RNA from Talaromyces amestolkiae, 1947 nucleotides. RefSeq lists its product as uncharacterized. Bases 1 to 1947 code for a protein of 648 amino acids. Gene Ontology annotation, biological process: cellular hyperosmotic response; MAPK cascade; protein phosphorylation. The transcript is spliced from 2 exons. The record is from RefSeq and is a predicted model, not a curated record. Gene Ontology annotation, molecular function: ATP binding; MAP kinase kinase activity. NCBI's taxonomy places the organism in Eukaryota, Fungi, Ascomycota, Eurotiomycetes, Eurotiales, Trichocomaceae.